Messenger RNA from Dalotia coriaria, 1284 nucleotides. Its product is annotated as nucleoside hydrolase-like. The coding region runs from base 256 to 1212 and encodes 318 amino acids. Gene Ontology annotation, molecular function: hydrolase activity, hydrolyzing N-glycosyl compounds. Lineage: Eukaryota; Metazoa; Arthropoda; Insecta; Coleoptera; Staphylinidae. The record is from RefSeq and is a predicted model, not a curated record. The transcript is spliced from 4 exons.
CUUAAAUAAGUUAUAUAAUAAUCAUACAUUCAAAUGCUAUUUCCAGUUAACAGAAAUUUUAAUUUCUUUAAUUAUACAUCAUCAAGUGCACACUAGUCUUAUCUAGUGAUUGAGUAUGUUGACUCUACUUAUGACUAUAAAAAAAUUCUAGGUGAAGUGAAGGUGCCAUUUUCGGUGAUAAGAUUUUAAACCAAAGUGUUUUUGAAGGUGUUACUGGUAUAACUAAUAUAAAGUAUCUCAUACCUUAAAUCUAAAAUGUCUGCUUCCACCGAUGUGAAGCGCAUUAUCUUCGACUGUGAUCUUGGAACAGACGAUGCAGUUGCUCUGUAUUUACUUCUCUUGGCCGAGAGGGAAGGCAAAGUGAAGAUAGAAAUGAUCAUUUGCUCAAGAGGAAACGCCAGGCAGUAUCAUGUGUGCAGAAAUGUAGUUCGAAUGUUGGAAUACGCAAAUAGAACUGAUAUUCCUAUUUAUCGAGGAUCUUAUGAUGUUUUACUUCCGAGUACAUUCGAAGACCAAAACUAUCACGGCGUCGAUGGUUUUGCUGACUUAACAUAUGAUGAAGAACCGGAUACUUCUAUAAUACGCUCAGAGUCAGCAUUUGUCGCCAUGAGAGACUUAAUUGUUAACAAUCCACAUGAAAUUACAAUGAUUGUAGUUGGACCCAUGACAAACUGUGCAAUUUUAUUACGUAUGUACGAAGAUGUCGCUGAAAAUAUUAAAGAUAUACGUAUUAUGGGUGGCAAUCAUCACGGAGUUGGAAAUGUUGUACAAGCAGCCGAAUUCAAUUUCCACAUGGAUCCGGAAGCUGCCCACAUUGUUCUUGCCAGUGCAAAGUGUCCCAUGCAUUUGUUAACGUGGGAAUGUUGUAAUAUUAAUGCCAAAACACCCAUGUCUUGGCGAUUAAAAGAACUUGGUACUGCAGCUGCUGGAAAAACAUGGCAGCUCAUUCAUCGAGCCGAAUCAAAGAUUUACAGUAAACCAAAGGAGCAUUGGCAUCCUUGUGACGCUUAUCUGGUUGCCACUCUUCUGUAUCCAGAGAUAAUCGUCGAUCAAAGCAUGGAACACGUGGAUGUUGAGCUUGCUGGAAGAUUAACGCGAGGACAAGUUGCUAUUGAUCAUAUGCACAAAAAGAAGCCUAAUGUUAAUCUUAUAAAAGAAAUCGAUUAUAAAUUCUUUGAGAAAAUCAUAAUGGCUGCCCAUACGCAACUAUAAACACGUCUAAGUAUUCACACUUUUACUUGUUUGAACAUUUACAACAAGAAAAAUAAUAAGAUAAUAACAUUA